AGUUUUCGUAGCGCUAACUGGACUACAGCCUAUGAUGGGUGUCGCGUAACUUCAAAAUGAAUUGGCUUUAUAGGUUAUGUAUCCCAUCUAUGGAACCUAACCUAUUUCAAUUUAAACAUUGCGUGUAGCGUGAUUGUAAUGUUGAAAUUUCUGUACGAUGAAUUAUUAUAGUUUAAAUCACUGCUAAGGUUUGACAUGAAUUCCCAACAAGUGGUUCAGCUUUCUCACAGACUCAGGGGAGCUUUUAGUAGAUUGUUUACGUCUAGAUUUAAUGAAAUCAGCAAUAAAAUCAGCAACUAUGAAAUGCCCGAGAGAAUCAAGGGAACUGUUCUCGAACGUUGGGCAAAAUACUGGCACAGUCUAUACGUAGAUUAUAAGGAUGUCGCAAUCGACGUUGCCAAAGAUUGUAGAGAACGUCCUAUACGUGCCGCGAUGUAUGCUACAAUUCUAGGAGGUUGCUUUUACUCUAGUCGACAUAAUCCAGAUGAAACUAUGUUUAGGGAGCAAUUGCUACAGAGUAGUACAAAGUUAAUACAAGUAGGAGAACUCGUACGCAACCCCGUCUCGGUACAGCACAUAAAAUGGUUGGAACAAUGCUAUAAUGAGGGAAUCGUCAGGAGACUAAAUCUGGGUAUUUUGUCUCUCAUUUGGCUAGACAAUUAUGACAAAGAUUGCUCAGUGUACAGGGCCGUCUGCCCUUAUCUAAAACCACGAUAUGUAACCUUUCACGAAAGGAUAGUGGAUAUAGGUUUUCUAGAUAACUGGUGGUUGCUAGAAAUGAAGAUGAAAGACUACGAUGUAAAUGAGGUCGAAUUCAGUGCUGCUGAAGCUGCAGACAGUCCUGCUUCAGCAGUAUAACAAAUUGUAGAUAGAAUUUUUGUAUUAUUUAAAAUUAUGUAAAGGAGAAAAUAUAUAGAAAUGAGUAUA
Messenger RNA from Ooceraea biroi (clonal raider ant), 927 nucleotides. Its product is annotated as mitochondrial import inner membrane translocase subunit Tim29. Gene Ontology annotation, cellular component: TIM22 mitochondrial import inner membrane insertion complex. Gene Ontology annotation, biological process: protein insertion into mitochondrial inner membrane. Lineage: Eukaryota; Metazoa; Arthropoda; Insecta; Hymenoptera; Formicidae. The record is from RefSeq and is a predicted model, not a curated record.